AUGGAGGAAGUUCACUCAAGCGGAGAAAACACGCUAACCCUUGCUCGAUCAGGUCCCUCGUACACCAAGGCGGACGAUUGCCAGCAUUCGAAAUCGAAAACGUUUAAUUCACCACAAUUUAUAAAUCAAAAGCGAAAGGGCUCAGAGAAUCCAGAGAUCAAAUCUGAUAGCCACCAAGAUUUUGAAAAUGAUCCAAGCACUCGUGGGAACCCAAUCAAAAGAGUGAGAAUGCAGUCACCGAAACGUGGCAACACCCCGGGAGUUCCAGCUCACAGUUCCGAUAAUCCCAUUAUAAUCGAAGACGAAGAUAUCGCCUGCCACCA
This is a messenger RNA of Rasamsonia emersonii CBS 393.64, 323 nucleotides long. RefSeq lists its product as uncharacterized. The annotation marks the transcript as partial. The transcript is spliced from 2 exons. The record is from RefSeq and is a predicted model, not a curated record. NCBI's taxonomy places the organism in Eukaryota, Fungi, Ascomycota, Eurotiomycetes, Eurotiales, Trichocomaceae.